AUGCAAGCUGUCGUGCUUACCCUUGGUCUCCUCAUGGCCCACCUCGAGAUCACCACCGCAGUGGCUGUGGCAGUCCCUUCACCUCUCCGCUCCUCCGUCUCUGUUGAUGAUCCGAACGCCGUACUUCCGGUGAUGGAAUCGCUGGAACCUAAGGACACGGAGUUGUACUACCUUCGACAGCUGCAGGACAUGCGGAAUAGGAUGAACGCCUACCGAACAUCGAAGCGCUUCUUCUGCAACCCCUACGGCUGCAUCUAG
Hydatigera taeniaeformis is the source of this 258-nucleotide messenger RNA. NCBI's taxonomy places the organism in Eukaryota, Metazoa, Platyhelminthes, Cestoda, Cyclophyllidea, Taeniidae. The record is from the annotation of a GenBank genome assembly.